AUGACCUCGAGUACGCGCAACUCCUCAUCACCUCCUGGAGAUUUCAGUCUGGGGCUCAACAGCCUAUCUGCCAGCGGAACUCUGAGCUCAACGAGUCCGUCGGCCUCAAGUGGCACAGGCCUCUCCUAUUCUGGAUCCUUGUCUUCGAGGUCCUCAUUCUCAGUGUCCGCUCUGACUACUACAAGUGCAAGCCUGCAAUCUCGCCCCUCGACAUCCAGUUUCAACAUUCUGGUGAUUUCGAGCACCACGAUCACUCUAUCGGUGCAGCCCGUAUCUUCUUCCAGCUCCACAUCAAUCAUCACCGUUAUAACUAUUAGUCCUAGUGAUGGGAGUGGCACCAGCAGCGCCAGCACACGUAGCGACGCGACUACUGCAGCUCCGCCGAGCAUCACCACCGCACCUGUCACGGUGGAAGGGUGUGGUACGGUCACGGGUGGCAGUGGCACAGUCAGUGGUUCCGGCACGGUUUAUCCUGCUCUGGCUCCAUUCUUCCCAGUGACCUCGGUGGGCAUCGCAAGCGGUAAUGCUCCGCUCGUUGUUGGGUGCGGUGUUUUGAUAGGCACUGGAACUUUUAUCGGCAGCGCCAGUAUCACAGGCUGCGGCGAAGGCAACGGCACAGCGACGCUCACCGGAUCUGGCACCGUCUGGCCCGCCAUUGCGGGCAGGGACCAAACAACCCUCUCUUUCACAUCCUCUGGCAUCAUCUCCGGCAGCGGGCGUGUUUCGGGCUGCGGUACUCUGACUGGCAGCGGCACCUUCACCAUCACCGAUGUCUACACCCCAAUUCCCACAGCCUCCCGCUCGACCGUCACUGUCGAAGUUUACGCCUCCUACUGCGGCCCAUCAGAGGAUAUCGGGGCCUUCGGCCUCAACCGCAUCGCCAGCAACGGCACCAGCGACCCCCUCUCCGACGUCGACGCCGCCGCCGCCGACAAAGACAGCACCAACCGGUUCCACAACGAUACCGUCACCUUUAGUUCAUCGCUUCGCAACGCCACGGACCCCUCGGCCAACAACAGCACUCAGAAAACGGACCCCAACCCCUCCUGCAUUGAGUGCCCCAACUCGGGCGGCAUCUGCUGCCCCUUCGACUACCCGUGCGACAGCGUGGGCAAGUGUCCCUGGGAGGGCAUCCUCGCCGCGGGCUACGUCCGCUUCGGCUACAACAUGGUCAUGGCGCGGAACCUGAGCGACGGCUCGCAGGUGUGGGAUGAGGGCGUCAGUCCUGAGGCGGCGGGCGUCGGGCGGGUUGAGGGCGGGGACGUGCCAGAGGAGGUUGCUGCGGCGAGGCAGAUGUAUGGAGGAGCAGCAGCAGCAGCAGCAGGAGGAGGAGUUGGGUUGGGAGGCGUUGGCAUGGGCGUGUUUGGGGGGAUGGGUCAGCGGGUGGCGCCGCAUCCCAUGGGUGGGGAUGUGGGCAGCGUGCUGGCGAAGAGGGACAAGGAGGCGAGGAGAGAAGAGGAGAGGCAUCGCGCGGACAUGCAGAGACGGGGGGUGGCGGAAGAGCCGCAUGAUUUCGUGGUGAGAGCCGAUGCUUAG
Molecule: messenger RNA, 1536 nt
Organism: Cyphellophora europaea CBS 101466
Lineage: Eukaryota; Fungi; Ascomycota; Eurotiomycetes; Chaetothyriales; Cyphellophoraceae
Exons: 5
Coding region: 1-1536 (511 amino acids)
Source: RefSeq, a predicted model, not a curated record